CUCUUACCAUAAAACCCCUUUUCUUUCUUAAUAUGGCUGAGCAUCAUCAGAGACGAAGUGACAGAUUAAUAAGGAAAGAAAUCAGCUUAUAGAGAGGGAGAAUUGAAAAAAUGGUGAGAGGGAAGACACAGAUGAAUCGUAUAGAGAACGCGACAAGCAGACAAGUAACAUUCUCAAAGAGACGAAAUGGACUCUUAAAGAAAGCUUUUGAGCUCUCAGUUCUUUGUGAUGCUGAGAUUGCUCUCAUCAUCUUCUCCCCAAGAGGCAAACUCUAUGAAUUUGCAAGCUCCAGUAUGCAGGCAACAAUUGAACGGUACCGCAAUCAUAACCGAGAUGCUCAAACAUGCACCAGAUUCUGUGAACAAAAUAUGCAGCAUCUAAAGCAAGAAACAGAGACUAUGAUGAAGAAGAUUGAGCAGCUUGAAAUUUCAAAACGGAAACUCUUGGGAGAAGAUUUCGGCUCAUGCUCAAUAAAAGAACUAGAAGAUAUAGAGCAGCAGUUGGAAAGAAGUGUCAAAAACAUUCGUGAGAGGAAGAUUCAAGUUUUCAAAGAACAAGUGGAGCAACUAAAAGAAAAGGGAAAAGCCCUAGCAGCAGAAAAUGCAAGGCUCGCUGAAAAGCAUGAUACCCUGGAAAAGCAAGCCAGGAAUAAGAAUCAUGGUGAGAAGCCAGCUUCCUUAGAAAAUAGUCCAACUUCAGAAGUAGAAACUGCCUUGUUCAUUGGAUUACCAGAAACGAGAGGCAUUGCUCUUCCUCAAUAUGUGGUCUGAUUGAAGAUUAUAACAAAAUCAAGGUUUAUGCCCUAAUCUGCAAAUAUGAAAUAAGGGAGACCCCAACUGUUUCAGUAAUAAUGUGUAUAUGUAUUAUUUAAGAUGCCUUGCUGUUUCAUUGAAAUCAAUAAUGAUGGUCUAUGUAGAUAUACAAGACAUCUAUUAAAACUAUUGUAUUUGUUAACUACUGAUUAACUACUAAAAGAUGGCAUUUAAGAUUAAUGCCAUCUUUUAGUUUUAGGGUUUAUCUGUUUGCAUUUGUUAAUCAGUAGAAACCGAUUGUGCCGAUAUAAUUUUUUUAAUUUAAAUGAGU
Messenger RNA from Prosopis cineraria, 1083 nucleotides. Its product is annotated as MADS-box protein SOC1-like. The coding region runs from base 111 to 770 and encodes 219 amino acids. Gene Ontology annotation, cellular component: nucleus. Gene Ontology annotation, molecular function: RNA polymerase II cis-regulatory region sequence-specific DNA binding; protein dimerization activity; DNA-binding transcription factor activity, RNA polymerase II-specific. The transcript is spliced from 8 exons. NCBI's taxonomy places the organism in Eukaryota, Viridiplantae, Streptophyta, Magnoliopsida, Fabales, Fabaceae. Gene Ontology annotation, biological process: positive regulation of transcription by RNA polymerase II. The record is from RefSeq and is a predicted model, not a curated record.